Molecule: messenger RNA, 1206 nt
Organism: Tripterygium wilfordii
Lineage: Eukaryota; Viridiplantae; Streptophyta; Magnoliopsida; Celastrales; Celastraceae
Product: probable truncated L-gulonolactone oxidase 7, mitochondrial
Exons: 7
Coding region: 1-1206 (401 amino acids)
Cellular component (GO): membrane
Molecular function (GO): D-arabinono-1,4-lactone oxidase activity
Source: RefSeq, a predicted model, not a curated record
AUGAUUACAUUCCAUUCCGCGCUACAAAUGCAGAUACCCUCGCACUGGUCAGAACCACAGCUUAAUUUGUUGGUUAUUGAAAUAGAGGAAAAUCAGGAACUAAUAAAUGAUGCUGAUGGAAAAUGCCUCGAUGCAAAGACUAUCAUAACAACCUUGUCGACCAGCGCAUUUGGAUUCACUAACAACGCCAUUAUCCCAGUUGUUAGUAUGUCAAUUAUCUUAACUGCCGAAUUGGAUACACUAGAUUCAAGUGUUAUAUUUACAGGGUAUCCAGUGAUUGGAAAUCAAAACCGCGUACAAUCAUCAGGGAGCUGCCUCGAUGGUCUUGAAGAUCUAGAGAUGACGGCCUGUCCAUGGGACCCAAGAGUGAAAGGUGAGUUCUUUCACCAAACAACAUUCAGCAUUAGCUUGUCGGUGGUGAAAAACUUCAUACAAGAUAUGCAGAACUUGGUUGCAUUAGACCCUAAAGCACUAUGUGGUCUAGAACUCUACAAUGGAAUCCUAAUGCGCUACGUCACGGCCUCAAGUUCUUACUUAGGCAAACAAGGAGAUGCAAUGGACUUCGAUAUCACAUAUUACAGAAGCAAAGACCCCAUGACUCCUAGGCUUUAUGAAGACGUAAUUGAAGAGAUUGAACAAAUGGCAUUGUUCAAAUACGGCGCAUUACCACACUGGGGAAAGAAUAGGAAUAUAGCAUUUGUUGGGUCAAUAAAGAAAUUUAAGAAAGCUGGAGAAUUUUUGAGAGUUAAAGGAAUUUAUGACCCCUUAGGGUUGUUUUCUAGUGAGUGGACAGACCAAGUGCUUGGGUUGAAGAAUGGGUUGAUCAUACUCAAAGAAGGGUGUGCACUUGAAGGGUUGUGUAUAUGCUUUGAGGACAUUCAUUGUGCUCCCAAAAAGGGUUACUAUUGUAGACCAGGAAAAGUGUAUAAGCAUGCAAGGGUUUGUAGCCGUAGUGCUCUCUGGAUGGGUGAUAUGGACGUCUGUAUGGACAUGAUCUGUUCGAACAAGGUUAGAAAGAGUGCGGUCACACCUUGUGAGAGUGAGUUCUCGGUGUUUGUACUCUUGAUUCGUGAUCUAUUGAAGCCUAACAACAAAGUGAACGUCCUAUGCAUAAUGAAUGAGUGCACUUCCAUAGUACUGGUUCAACCCAAUCGAUUGUCAAUCGAGCCACCUCUCGUUGGUGUUCAUAGUACUAUUGAUUGUUAA